CCGGCAGAAGGGCGUUAACUCAAAAUUUGGUAAAAUUUUCGAUUUUCAAAUUUCGGUAAAAACUUAAAGAGAUUAACAAGACCUUUCGAAUGAUGUGCUUUUUAAUUCAUAUAAUUGCGUAAUUGUUACGUAAUACACCAAAAUGAAAAUGGCGCGGGCAGCCAAAAAUCAAAAGUCUUCCCAGCAGAAGGUCGUAAAAGCGCGCGUGACGUAAUUUUAUUCCCAGCAGACGGUCGCGAUCGGAAUCCUGCUAUCUGCUACGACCUCCGAAUCGGGUAAGUAUUUGUAAUUAACUAUUUAAAAAACAAAGACAAAGUAUACAUUUUCAGCAAUUUAGGACAAAAUAAUGUUACUCUUACAGUAAUUUUGCUAGAUCGUGAGAAUAAUGUUGAAAAUCUGCUAAAACAUUGGACCGUUUGUAUCGUUUUUGUUCAAUCGGUCCCAUUUGUGGAUUUUUGUGUUUGUUGGUCUGUGUUUGUUAUGUCUGUGAGUGUGAGCUGUGUGUUGAGCUUUUGGAUGCGUGUAUCAAUCAUAUAUGAUUGUUUACGUCUGGAAACGAUUCAUAUGUGAACUAGUAUCUGGAGGCAUUAAUUGUGGGCUUUAAAAAAAGUCUUGGUUCAUAAAAAUAGGACCCAAAUCAAAUUGACCUCGUACUAGAGUAGAGACUCUAGUCUACUACUACUUACUUUACUAGGCCUAGGGUCUAGUCGUUAAAGACUCGUACUAUCAUAGUGCAGGCGCAGGUCUACUCAUACUCGCCUCUACUCAUACAGUCAUAUAGAUAUACUAGUCAUUCUAUUUGUAUAUGCCUCACUCCUACAAAUCAUUACAAUGAAUGCAUGAAGUCUAACCAUAGAUUGGAUGGCUAUAUGGCUAUGGUAUGGAGUAUCUAUGGCACAUUAUUGUUAAUCAUUGUAGGAGUGAGUAGAUCUAGAUGUAGGUCUAUAUAUUUAAUUUACAGUUAGACCUCAUGCAUUGUCAGAGUGGAUAGAGCUAGCUUUAGUAUAAAAACGAUGCAUGCGCAUGAGUUCAUCAUAUGAUCUAUCCGCACUCGAGUUGAGGCUGUGCGUAUCUAUCGCACAAAGCCAAUACACACAGCAUCAACGUGGGUGGAUAGAUCCUAUAGGCUAUACUAUAAUGAACGAAUGAAAUCAUGCAUCAUUUGUUUUAUACAAUGAAACCCUGGUGUAAUGCGUUAUAACCUGACUCAUGGAUCCUGUCAAGUAUCGACGUAGUAGUAGAAGUAGAAAUAUCCAAGAACAUAACAUUUAAUGAUACAUAAAUCUGAACAUAAUCAUCAUUGUGAAGUAAGUGAGUGAUCUUAAUCGAGUCCAUAAACAAGAUACAACACUGAGUCCUUUACUUAGUAGUGUGGAACAUAAGGCAUGGUAUCAAUUAAUGAAAGCACACAAUUAGGCGUUCAGGAAAAAAACAUGGAGAGUUUGUCUGUGAGGGGAUUCAACAUUGAGGACCUAGAAAUGAGGCAAAGAAAUUAAGUAGAUUUAAAUCUAAUUUCAAUGUUUAAACCAAAAUCUAUGAAUAAUAAACAAAUGUGUUGUAUAUUUCAAUGUACUUUUUCUGAAAAAAACUGACGUAAAAGUGCAUAUAUUGAUGAUAUACAUGUAUGUUAUGCGCAUUUGAUAUACACUCCUUAAAUCUAGAUUAUAGCAUAUCCAUUUAUAUUCUAUAUACUAUGCCGUUUAAUUUAUCAAGCUAUAUUCAACAUUUGUCUACAGAUCAGCAUGGAUUCUAUUGCUGCCAGUGCUGCUUCUUCAACCUUGAACGAUGAUCCUGAGGAAAAUGUCCCAUUGUCCAGAUUGAAAGGAGACCAGCGAACAUUGACUUCCACCUCCGAAGUCAUCGAGGAGGAGGAGGAUAAGAUAUUAUCUUCAAGAUUGAAAGGAACAGACCAGCUUUCACCUAGUCCCAGCCUAACAGUUCCCCCCAAAACGAACAGCUCAACAGUUUCAGGUGACGCCCACAUCGAAAUGGAUGAAUAUCAGGUUAUCACCACUGGCGGCAGAGCAGUUACACCUGGUAGCUCAUCUAAGCUUGACUCUGCUGACGUGACACCUGGUAGCUCAUCUAAACUUGACUCUGCUGACGUGACACCUGGUAGCUCAUCUAAGCUUGACUCUGCUGACGUGACACCUGGUAGCUCAUCUAAGCUUGACUCUGGUGACGUGACACCUGGUAGCUCAUCUAAGCUUGACUCUGCUGACGUGACACCUGGUAGCUCAUCUAAGCUUGACUCUGCUGACGUGACACCUGGUAGCUCAUCUAAGCUUGACUCUGCUGACUUGACACCUGGUAGCUCAUCUAAGCUUGACUCUGCUGACGUGACACCUGGUAGCUUAUCUAAGCUUGACUCUGCUGACGUGACCAUUGUCACAGAAGUUCCUCUGUGCAAUGAAGAGCCAAUGGAGCUGGAUGAUGACGAGAUCAACAUGGAUCCAACCACUGACAUUCUGGUCCAAUGGGAUGAUGGAAGUAAAAAUGUGGUGGUCCUCGGUGAUAUCAUGUGCAAUCAGUCAGCACCAAAGAAGGGAUCACAAGUCAGCAUGCCUUGGCGCAAGGUGACAUGGCAUGGGGUGGUGUUAGCUGUUGCUGACAGUGCUGCCUCGUCAACUUCAGACGAUGAGGAGGAGGAUAAUAUUCCACUGUCAAGAUUGAAAGGAGCAUACCAGCUUUCACCUAGUCCCAGCCUAACAGUUCCCCCCAAAACGAACAGCUCAACAGUUUCAGGUGACGCCCACAUCGAAAUGGAUGAAUUUCAGGUUAUCACCACUGGCGGCAGAGCAGUUACACCUGGUAGCUCAUCUAAGCUUGACUCUGCUGACGUGACACCUGGUAGCUCAUCUAAACUUGACUCUGCUGACGUGACACCUGGUAGCUCAUCUAAGCUUGACUCUGCUGACGUGACACCUGGUAGCUCAUCUAAGCUUGACUCUGGUGACGUGACACCUGGUAGCUCAUCUAAGCUUGACUCUGCUGACGUGACACCUGGUAGCUCAUCUAAGCUUGACUCUGCUGACGUGACACCUGGUAGCUCAUCUAAGCCUGACUUUGCUGAUGUGACACCUGGUAGCUCAUCUAAGCUUGACUCUGCUGACGUGACACCUGGUAGCUCAUCUAAGCUUGACUCUGCUGAUGUGACACCUGGUAGCUCAUCUAAGCUUGACUCUGCUGACGUGACACCUGGUAGCUCAUCUAAGCUUGACUCUGCUGACGUGACACCUGGUAGCUCAUCUAAGCUUGACUCUGCUGACGUGACACCUGGUAGCUCAUCUAAGCUUGACUCUGCUGACGUGACCAUUGUCACAGAAGUUCCUCUGUGCAAUGAAGAGCCAAUGGAGCUGGAUGAUGACGAGAUCAACAUGGAUCCAACCACUGACAUUCUGGUCCAAUGGGAUGAUGGAAGUAAAAAUGUGGUGGUCCUCGGUGAUAUCAUGUGCAAUCAGUCAGCACCAAAGAAGGGAUCACAAGUCAGCAUGCCUUGGCGCAAGGUGACAUGGCAUGGGGUGGUGUUAGCUGUUGCUGACAGUGCUGCCUCGUCAACUUCAGACGAUGAGGAGGAGGAUAAUAUUCCACUGUCAAGAUUGAAAGGAGCAUACCAGCUAGCAUUGUGUUCCACCUCUGAUGAUCAAUAUGAUGAGGAAGAAAAUGUCCCGUUGUCAAGAUUAAAGAGAGCAUACCAGCUUUCACCGUGUCCUAGCCCAACAGUUCCCCCAAGGAUGAACAGCACAAAAGAUACCGAUGACGCCCACAUCAAUAUGGAUGAAUUUCAGGUUAUCACCACUGGCGGCAGAGCAGUUACACCUGGUAGCUCAUCUAAGCUUGACUUUGCUGACGUGACACCUGGUAGCUCAUCUAAGCUUGACUCUGCUGACGUGACGCCUGGUAGCUCAUCUAAGCUUGACUCUGCUGACGUGACACCUGGUAGCUCAUCUAAGCUUGACUCUGGUGACGUGACACCUGGUAGCUCAUCUAAGCUUGACUCUGCUGACGUGACACCUGGUAGCUCAUCUAAGCUUGACUCUGCUGACGUGACCAUUGUCACAGAAGUUCCUCUGUGCAAUGAAGAGCCAAUGGAGCUGGAUGAUGACGAGGAAAUCAAUGUACCCGUCAAUGAUUUUCAGCCCGAGAGUGUGUCAUCGAGGUCCAACUCUACCCAGAAAGAAAAAGUGCAAAUUCCAGGACCAGUUCACAGCGUCUCACAUGCCCAUACUGGAAAAGAGCACCCCCAAAUAUGUGAGAAGAGCAAAGCAAGGAAAAGGGUUGCUCAGCCUCAGGAAUGGCAGCAAAACAUCCAAAAAACUAAGCGGAUCCAUGGUCAACCCUACCAUUCACGAAAUGGAGAGGCACGUGAUGCACGUAAGGUUGGAGAACCAUGUAAGGAUUCGUGUAAACUUAGGUGCAAAGAUAAUUUCAACCCUGCUCAGAGAAAGGCAAUUUUUGAUCAGUAUUGGCAGUGUGGCUCUUUUGAGCGCCAAAGAGAUUUCAUUUGUGAGAAUGUAUUUGAUAAGCAGGGUAGUUCAGGCAAGAAAAAAAAUAAAACAUACCUUCUCCCAACAAAUAAUGGUAAGCAGAAUGUGUGUCACUUGUUUUUCCUGAGAACUCUAUCUAUUUCUCAGAAGACUGUUCUCUACACAUUACAGAAACGAGAUGGGGCAUUUUCAGCCAAAGAUAGAAGAGGUAGACACCAACCUUCAAACAAAACAAGUAAUGAUGACGUGAACGCUGUGAGAGAUCACAUAAGGCAGUUUCAGGUCAUUGAAUCGCAUUAUUGUCGUGCAUCCACUUCCAGGCAAUAUUUGCCUGCUGACUUGAGUCUACAGAAAAUGUAUGACAUGUAUGCUUCCCAAACCCCAAUUCCAAUAUCUAUCAAGGUUUAUCGUAGGGUCUUUAAUACUAAUUUCAAUCUAGGCUUUCAUCCUCCAAAGAAGGAUGAAUGUAAGACUUGCUCUUGCUUUAGCAAUAGCAACGCAGAGGAAAAAGAAUCAAUGGCAGUUGCAUUUAAUCAACAUCUGAAGAACAAGGAAAGAGCAAGACAAGAAAAGAAGAGUGACAAAGAGAAGGCCCAGACUUGCCCAAACAGUGCUGCCUUCACGUUUGACCUACAGCAGGUUCUCAGCUGCCCAUCUGCCCAAACAUCAGUACUAUUUUAUAAACGUAAGUUGUCUUCAUACAACUUGACAGUGUACAGUCAGGCAGAUAGUGAGGUACAUUGCUAUAUGUGGAGUGAGGUUGAUGGGAAUCGAGGUGCCUGUGAAAUAGGCUCAUGUCUGAUCAACCAUCUUCUCUCUCAACCUGAAAGUGUGACGGAUGUUUCACUUUUCAGUGAUUCAUGUGCAGGCCAGAACAAGAAUAAGUAUAUUGCUGCUGCAUUAUUACAUAUUGUUCGGACUUCUUCUAUCAAUGUCAUAGAUCAGAAGUUCUUGGAGUCGGGACACACUCAGAUGGAAGUUGACUCUGUUCAUAGCACCAUAGAACAGGUCAAACGUAAGGUCCAGGUACACCAUCCAGAUCAGUGGCCUAUGGUUGCAUCCAUGGCACGUCCAAAACAACCUUACCAUGUGAAGCAGCUCAGGUUUGGUGAGUUCUUCGACUUGAAGAAACUUGCUGCAGAGAUUCUGCACAACACCCAGAGAGAUGUGUCUGGAGAUAAAGUGCAGUGGACUAAGAUGAAGCACUUGAGGUAUGAGAAGAGUUCUCCUCUUACCAUCAAAUUCAAGUAUGAUUUCGAUGAGGAGUUUCAUGAGGUGAAGGUCUCUGCAUCUGGCAGGAGGAUGAAGAAUUCCCAACUUGAAGCACUCUAUGAUUCACAGCUUCCGAUAAGUGCAGCAAAGAAGGUUGAUCUGGUGAACUUGUGCAAUAUGAAUGUAAUUCCUAGUGUUUACCAGAGCUUCUACAGAGAUCUACCUGAUGGAGAUGGUCACCGCAAUUGUGAAGAAUAAUUCACUUUAUUCUGUCUUCCUUGAUUUUUACUCUAACUUUUCAGUCUUCUGUUUCAUUUACAGGAUUAUAUUCACUGCCUGUAAUAUGUUGACGGUUUUGAGGUAAGUAAAAAAGAAAGCUGAUGCUUUUGACUUAGACACUUGACUUGAUCAAAUGUCAUUGUUUGAGUUGUAAGCAAAACAUUGUUUUAUUUAAACGAUAAAGCUGCCAACAGAGAAAGCUAACAAGACUUUUCAGAGUUCUGAACUUGGAGGCUAUAUGUUAGGAUGUUUGUGACCAAUACUAAACACAAAAGCUCUUUUUAGAGCUGUAUGUACAAUGAUGUACACACAAACUUUUUUUGAGAGCGCUGAUAUAAUCUGUUCUCAUGGUUUUGUACACAAAAGCUCUUUCAGAGCUAUAAAAUGUACAGAAAUGUACAUAACAGCUCUUUUCAGAGCUACAUACAUGUUCAGUAAUAAACAAAAGCUCACGUUAGAGCUAGAACGUGCUCAUCACAGAAUACAAAAAGUUCUUUUAAGAGCUACCAUGUUGUAUUUUCUGUCGUGAGCGUGUGCUACAGUUUCACUUAUUGUAAUACUUUUUUUAAAUAUUGCCUUUCAUAAUGCUGAAAUAUUGGUCAAUCCAUUUUCUCUUUUGCUAACAUACUGCACAGUACGUUAAAUGCAGAAUACAAAAAGUUCUUUUAAGAGCUACCAUGUUGUACUUUCUGCCAUGAACGUGUGCUACAGUGUUACUUAUUGUAAUACUUUUUUAAAAUAUUGCCUUUGAUAAUGCUGAAAUAUUGGUCAAUCCGUUUUCUCUUUUGCUAACAUAUUUACUGCACAGUACGUUAAAUGCAAAAUACAAAAAGUUCUUUUAAGAGCUACCAUGUUGUAUUUUCUGCCAUGAACGUGUGCUACAGUGUCACUUAUUGUAAUACUUUUUUAAAAUAUUGCCUUUAAUAAUGCUGAAAUAUUGUUCAAGUAUUUUCUCUUUUGCUAACUUACUGCACAGCAUGUUAACUGCAGAAUACAAAAAGUUCUUUGAAGAGCUACCAUGUUGUACUUUCUGCCAUGAACGUGUGCUACAGUUUGACUUUAUAUUGUCAUACUUUUGUUAUAUUGCCUUUAAUAAUGCUGAAAUAUUGUUCAAGUAUUUUCUCUUUUGUUAACUUACUGCACAGUACGUUAACUGCAGAAUACAAAAAGUUCUUUUUAAGAGCUACCCUGUUGUACUUUUUGCAAUGAACGUGUGCUACAGUUUCACUUAUUGUCGUACUUGUUUUUUAUUUUGGCCUUUGAUAAUGCUGAAAUAUUGUUCAAGUAUUUUUCUUUUGUAAACUUACUGCACAGUUUUUAAAACUAUCUACAUAUUUAUUGUGAUUUCUACAUUUUCUUUAGUGCUUUUAUUUUUAUAUGUACAAUGGCAAACAAGAACAUUUUAAUUACUUUGAAGGAUUAGAAUAAUAGGUACUUUGAACAUGAGCUGUAAAAAAAUAUUUCCAAUUAUUAUGCAUUGAAUAGAAUCCAGCAAAGAUUGUAGAAUAUGAAUACAAAAGCUCAUUUUAGAGCUAGAACAGGUUCAACGCAGAAUACAAAAAGUUCUUUUAAGAGCAUUCUGCCAUGAACGUGUGCUACAGUUAAAUAAGUUCCAAUUUUGAUAUGCAAACAUCAUUGAUAAUGAUUUAUCAAUUUUCAGGGCUUAAAUUAAUCCAAGGCCACCAAGGCUAUGGCCUUUGAUGCCCCUUUGAUUGGCCUCAA
Molecule: messenger RNA, 7700 nt
Organism: Strongylocentrotus purpuratus (purple sea urchin)
Lineage: Eukaryota; Metazoa; Echinodermata; Echinoidea; Camarodonta; Strongylocentrotidae
Exons: 14
Coding region: 1743-5957 (1404 amino acids)
Source: RefSeq, a predicted model, not a curated record